GAAAGUAGUAUAGUUCAAAAAGCAAGAAUACUCCAAAGAUGGAGAUCAAGAAAACCCAAAUUCUUCUUCUUUCAACUCUCUUGCUUUCAUCUUUGGCUCUCAAGAUCCUUGGGAAGAGCCACAGAGAAGCUCGCCAUCAACUUUUCAUGGCUAAAUUGAAGCCUAAUUCUAACAUUGACAAAUCCCACUUCACACCAUUUGAGAAUCCACCUGAGCCUAUGCAAGAUGGGCUGAAAGAGAAGGAUAUCAUUCAGAAAUUGCCCGGACAACCCUCUGUUAGUUUCAAACAGUAUGGUGGAUACAUCACCAUCAAUGCCACUGCUGGCCGUGCCUUCUAUUAUUACUUCACCGAAGCACAGGAUCCCAAGAAAGCUCAAGAUUUGCCCCUUCUCCUUUGGCUCAAUGGAGGUCCUGGUUGUUCUUCACUUGGCUAUGGAGCAAUGCAAGAACUUGGACCGUUCAGGGUUGGUAGCGAUGGCAAAACAUUGUACAAGAAUCAAUAUGCCUGGAAUCAUGUGGCCAAUGUUCUGUUCCUAGAAUCUCCAGCAGGGGUUGGCUUUUCAUACUCCAACACAACGUCAGAUUUUGUGAAGGGUGGGGAUAGAAAAACGGCUGCGGACAAUUACAUUUUCUUAAUAAAUUGGCUUGAGAGGUUUCCCGAGUACAAAGAUAGAGAUUUUUAUAUUGCUGGAGAGAGCUAUGCUGGUCAUUAUGUACCUCAAUUGGCACAUAAUAUUGUGUAUCAUAACAGGAAGGCCAACAAGACAAUCAUUAACCUGAAAGGAAUUCUGAUUGGAAAUGCAGAUAUCAAUCAUGAGACGGAUAACAUAGGCAUGAUUGAUUACUGGGCAAGCCAUGCUUUGAUUUCCCUUGAAUCUUCAAGAAAAAUUCACAAAUACUGUAAUUUCUCAUUGGAUGCCCAAAGAUCUGAUGAAUGCAGUAGCACCUUAGGUGAAGUUAGCAACAUGCUAGAAGAUAUUGACAUCUACAAUAUCUAUUAUCCUCUGUGCUUGGAUGCCAAUGUGACCAGCAUCCCUAAGAGGUUUUCGAUAAUGGAGAUCGAUCCAUGCAGCGACAAUUAUGUUUACUCAUACUUUAAUCUGCCUGAAGUACAAGAGGCAAUCCAUGCUAAUGUAACCAAAUUACACUAUGAUUGGCAAUCAUGCAGUGGCGUUAUUGAACACUGGGAAGAUAGAGCAUCAACGGUCCUUCCUUCCAUUGAAGAGUUGAUGGAUAAUGGAAUUCGUGUGUGGCUAUUUAGUGGUGAUAUGGAUGGAAGGGUUCCAGUGACCAGUACGCAAUACUCCUUAGAAGUGAUGAAUAUUACAACUUUAAAUCCUUGGCGUGCCUGGUAUCGAGACAGCGAGGUUGGUGGAUAUGUUCAAGAGUACAAAGAUAAUUUGACAUUUGUAACGGUUAGAGGUGCCGGUCACGAAGUACCAAGCUACCGACCUGAUCGAGCUCUUUCUCUUGUUUUAAACUUUAUUGCAGGGACUCCACUCCCCAAAAAAUAGUAGAUUGUCACUGAACCAUCUUCUUGGGAUGCAUUGACUAAAUAUGUUUCUUUUAUAUUGACUUGAAAAUGUAAUCAAGCAAAAAAGAAUUUAGAUCA
Coffea eugenioides is the source of this 1612-nucleotide messenger RNA. Its product is annotated as serine carboxypeptidase-like 40. Lineage: Eukaryota; Viridiplantae; Streptophyta; Magnoliopsida; Gentianales; Rubiaceae. Bases 39 to 1514 code for a protein of 491 amino acids. The record is from RefSeq and is a predicted model, not a curated record. The transcript is spliced from 8 exons. Gene Ontology annotation, molecular function: serine-type carboxypeptidase activity. Gene Ontology annotation, biological process: proteolysis. Gene Ontology annotation, cellular component: vacuole.